Messenger RNA from Lodderomyces beijingensis, 1237 nucleotides. The record is from the annotation of a GenBank genome assembly. Lineage: Eukaryota; Fungi; Ascomycota; Pichiomycetes; Serinales; Debaryomycetaceae.
AUGUUGAAAGCUAUCGUUCGUAAUCAGUCUAGCCGCUUGGGUACACCAGCUUUUGCGCGGUUAGCGACACCAUCACUUACAGCCGUCCGAUUUGCAACAGCCACCACCACCCCAGCGAUAAAACAGCCCACCCCUUCUCCGCAAGAUGGAAAAAGCCAAGAGGAAAUCAACAAGAAUCUCCCCGUUGAUCUGAUCAACGUUGAAACUCCCAAUUUUGAACCGGGCACUCGUGGAUUUUUCGAUAUCAAGACUCGAGUUUACAAUAACCAAGGAAUCAUGGAAAACGACGACGACAAGUUUUUAACCAAGGCUGAGUACAAUCACGUUGAGUACACGGAGGCUGGCCUUCAUCGUGUCAAGGUUUCACACAGAACCCCUGAAACUCUUGGAGAUAAGGUGUGUUGGAACUUGACCAUGACAUGUCGUAGGAUAUUUGACUUUGUCACUGGGUUCCAUGAGCCGGUUACUGGUGAACCAGGGGAGUUCUUGGGCACAAGAUACCAGAUGACCGAGGGUAAGUGGAUGACGAGGGUUAUUUUCCUUGAGUCCAUUGCUGCAAUCCCAGGAAAUGUUGCGCUGAUGCUUCGUGCCUUGAGAUCAUGCAGACUCCUCAAGAGAGACAAGGCCUGGAUAGAAUCACUUAGAGAUGAAGGUAUGUUUUUCUUUUGAAAGAAUUAUUGGAAAAUAGAGCUCAUGGUUGUUUGUCAUUUUACUAACUUGUUUUUUUUUUUUCUUUAUUUUAGCUGAAAAUGAGAGAAUGCACUUGCUUACUUUCAUCAAGAUUGGAAAGCCAAGUUGGUUCACAAGAAGUAUCAUGUACGUUGGCCAAGGUAUCUUUACCAAUGCCUUUUUCCUCAUUUACUUGAUCAACCCCAGGUACUGUCACAGAUUCGUUGGAACUUUGGAAGAAGAAGCUGUGAAAACUUAUACUCUCUUGCUAAAGCAAAUGAAGGAAACCGAUGAGCUUCCAUUGUUUGACAAUAUGAUCAUUCCUACCGUUGCUGUUGACUACUGGCCCGGUUUAGCUCCAGAGUCUAGCUUCUAUCAGCUUAUUUUGCAAAUCAGAGCCGACGAAUCCAAGCAUCGUGAAAUCAACCACACUUUGGCCAACUUGGACUACGACAAUGACAGGAAUCCGUUUGCCUUGCAAAUUAAAGGUGUCGACAAACCCCAACCCAACAUGGGUUUGGAUGUGGUGAGACCUAACGGAUGGGCAAGAAAAGAUUUGAUUUUGUAG